Molecule: messenger RNA, 2696 nt
Organism: Procambarus clarkii (red swamp crayfish)
Lineage: Eukaryota; Metazoa; Arthropoda; Malacostraca; Decapoda; Cambaridae
Source: RefSeq, a predicted model, not a curated record
UGCAACACCAAGCCCAGCAUUUAAAGAAAAUGCGACGGCAGGACCAAGCUGCAGCAUUGCAGCAGCAGCUGAUGUCUCAAGGAAAGUUAUCUCCGACUCCAAUCAGAAAAGACGUGACGGCGGCGACCGUGAGCGGACUGCAGCAGUUGCAGAACCUGCAGCAGCAGCAGCAGCAGCAGCAGCAGCAACACAUGGCCAACAAAUUCGUCGGGCGGGUGGCCACCAGCCUGCCCACCGCUGCCCUCCUGCAGCAGUCUACCAUAGCGACCAGUGACACGAAGCCCCGCAUGCUAAUCAUGCCCGGCCAGCCCAUAUCCACCUCGGAGUCGCCGCUCUCCUCACUGCAGAGCAACACAAGGUCCGUAGGCAGGCAGGAUGUUGGGGCGCGUCUGCGGUCAUCGACGGACCAGCUGGCGUCACCAGAAGAGUACAGCCUGGCCGGCGUCAACGCCACGCUGGCCAUGCUGACCGGCACGCCGAGCACUCCGGCCGGAACACCCAGAGGCCUCCGAGACGACUCCUCGGACACCAUGAGCGAAACAGACAGUCAGAAGAGCUUGAGAAUCCGUCGCAAGCUUCCCCUCCUGCCGCCGGAUCAGGAGGCCGCGCCUCUUCCUUCGCAUAAAAAGAACGCGUUCGGAUACAACGCCAAGGACAGAGUCAGGUCUCAGAUGUCGCGCCAGUCGUCCCUAGAUGGGUCGUCCUCCUGCAGGAUGGGCGGGCCCCUAUCCAUGACCAGGCCCUCCUCCAGUAUGACCAACCUCGCCAAUAUCUCCAAGAUGCCUGACAUCACAUUGCCUGCACGUCCAGGAUCUGCUUUGGGCAUUCCAGGGCACCCUAGUGUGGGGCUUCGGAGCUCGAGCCUGUCGGGUCCACAGCUGAAGACGGGUCUGCCAGCCACCAUAGUCCAGUGUCUCCCUCCGGAUCUUCACCACCUGAUCUACACCAACACCCAGCCUCCCGCCCUCGGCGACACAUACGGAUCCCAGCUCCCUGAGUACAUGCAGAGCCUGAAGGACCAACUCCAGGAGGAGCUCAAGUCGAGCAGCAACGACAGGCGAGCCAUGCUAGAGGCGGAGCUCCUACGGCUGCAUGAGGACCGCCGACGGGCCCUGACGGAGAAGGACAAGGAGAGGGAUGGUCGACUUCGUCGUGAGCUCGACCGUCUUGCGUCCUCUAGUUACUCCGGAUCGCUCUCGCUGAAGCAGAGAAUGGAAAUUCAACGUCGUCUGGGCAUGACUUCUGGCACGAGCAAUACCACGGGGUCGGCCAACUCCUCCCCGAGGAACCACCGCCGAAGAGGCCACCGGCGCCAAAUGUCGGACCCAAAGAUUUUCUCCUCAGUCUCGCCCAUUAAGGAGGACAGGGAUAUGGAGAAAGAACUGGAGAGAUCCCUGUACGGAGUGGCUCUUCGGGAUACUGCCAUCAACUGUAUGGAUGAUGAUGACCUCUUAGCAGCCCGACUCCUGGGCAUGGGCAGGACCAUGGGUCGGCGCAGUUCUGAAAGCGGGUUAGGAUCCGACUUCUGGGGCCGCAGUUCGACGCCUGGCGGAACGCUCACCGAUUCUGCUUUAUUCGGCUCCUCCCGCCAGAAGACCAUCAGGAAGUCUCGCAAGCCCCGCUCUUGGCACCCCUCACCUUACGCUUCUGAUGACGAGGACGAUCUUCUAUCGAGAGAAGAGAAAAAGCAAAAAAUUAAAGCUGAAAUCUCCCGGCGAAGGCAGCAAAUAGAAGAGAAUUCACGGCUCCACGAGGAACUUCUUCGCCUCGCCAGGCUGCGGGAAAGUGCCGAGCUGGGCUAUUCGGAUCCAAGAGUAUACGGGCCUUAUGAUCAGAGUCCGCCCCAGUCCGCACGUGACUCCACCACCAGUGUCUUACGGUCUAUUGACGAAAUCCUUAGGGACGCCCGUGAUCCUUCCUCUGGUUAUUAUAGUGGUUACUCCUCAUAUAAAGCAGGAGGAUCGCCGCCCAACCGCUACGGCAGCUCCCCCGGAGCACGAACCUCGCCUCGCCACUACUACGGGUCCCGCGGACCAUCACCUUCUCACUACCCCAUGACGGAGGAGGACAGAUCUAUGGCUCGCCUUGCCUCCACCUUUCAGAGUGACGAGUUCACGGGCGCUCUCUACGAGCGCCUCUCCGAUUUUUCUCCGCUAACGGCCGACAGCUUGAGUGACACAAUGAGUGACUUCACCCCAGCCAUGCCCUUGCUUCCUGACAUGCCGACGCGCUCACGAAAGUUGUUAGAGGACCUAGGAAGCUCACCUAUUACUAGUCAGGCGCACAGAGGCAAGUAUGAUAUACAGAGACGCUACAGGAAGUAAGUGGUGUUGUGUGUUGUGCUUCUCGUCUUGAGGUAUUGGUCGGUGUGUGUGUGUGUGUUUGUGUGUCUCUCUCCCCAGACCUGUUAUAUGCUAGAACUGUCCCGGUAAACCAAGCAAUAUACUAAUGAAAAUCAAAUGUGGUUCCAAGAUGACAACAGAAAUCCACACACAUAUGAUGUGAUAACGAAUAGGGGGCAAGUCUAGUGCACUUAACUAAAUUUUAAAUACGAAGUAUCCUAAGAUAAGUACCUCAAGUUGACUAGGUUAAGUAUGUUGUAUUGCAAACAGGUUCAGUGGCAGCCUUUCUCGAGGAUAUUGGAAACUAUUCCCGGUGGCCUGUAAUUUAACAUACAUAUAUAACAUAUACAUACA